AAAUCUGAUUUGAAUUUUCUCUGGAUUUGAAUUUUCUCUCAUUUGAUUGCUGUCAGAAUUCGCCAAUCCAGACACGACACAUCUCUCUCUAUCUUGAUACAGAACGUGAUGUGAGGAUGAGAUAUCACAUUAUCCUUCGAAUUCUUCACUUUCUGAUCGUGAGUUUGUUCUCUGCAAAUGGCUUCAACCAACAACGAAAUAGAAUACGAAUUCCUCCCAUUUAUUCGAGUCUACAAAAAUGGCCAUAUCGAAAGACUCAUGGGUACUGAUUCCAUUCCCGCCGGCACUGAUCCUCAAACCGGUGUUUCAUCUAAAGAUGUGACGAAUAUAGUUCCCGAAACAGAAGUUUAUGUCAGAAUUUUUCUCCCCAAUCUCAGCAACAAAAGUAAAAAAAUCCCUAUUCUUUUUUACAUUCAUGGAGGAGGUUUUGUUUUAUCCACGCCUUCAUUUCCUAUUUAUCAUAACUAUCUGAAUACGCUUGUGGCUGAAUCUCAAGUUAUUGCCGUUUCGGUUCAUUACAGAAGACCUCCUGAACAACCUCUUCCCGUUGCGUAUGAAGAUUCAUGGGCUGCACUUCAAUGGGUGAUUUCGCAUUCCAAAGGCGACGGCCCCGAGGAAUGGUUGAACGACUAUGCAGAUUUUGGACGUAUAUUUUUGUCCGGCGAGAGCGCCGGCGCUAAUAUAGUCCAUAAUUUGGCAAUAACAAUUGGGAAUUCUGAAUUAGAUUUAGGGCUAAAUGUUAACAUUCUUGGUGUUGCACUGGUUCAUCCGUACUUUUGGGGUUCAGAUCCAAUCGGGUCGGAGGCGGUGGAUCUGGAUAGGAAGGCAUCAGUGGACAGAUUGUGGCCGUUUGUGUGUCCAUCAAAUCCAGAUAACGAUGAUCCACGGGCCAACCCGUUGGCAGAGGGUGGGCCGGGCUUGAGGGGUUUGGGUUGUAGGCGGGUUCUUGUCUGUGUGGCGGAGAAGGAUAUAUUGAAGGAUAGAGGUUGGCUUUAUUUUCAGGCAUUGGGUCGGAGCGGGUGGAUGGGUGUGGUUGAGAUCCAUGAAACAGAAGAAGAGGAUCAUGCUUUUCAUUUACAUGAUUUGCAAUGUGAGAAGGCCAAAGAAUUGAUUUCAAGAAUGGCUGCAUUUUUCAAUAGGGAUAUGCCUCCAAUGUUGCAUUAAAAUUGGAGUAUUUCAUAUUUCUAUUAUAGGAAAAAAUGAAAAAUUUCUCGUUUUAUACCAAUGUUGUGAGUCAUAUCAUCUAUACGAAUGAAUCAAUUAUGGUUUUGUCACAACCAGGAUGUUCAAUAAGGUAGUAGGCGUUUUUCUUGUGUUUUUGGUACUGUUCAGUAAUAGUUUCAUUGAUA
Messenger RNA from Olea europaea var. sylvestris, 1349 nucleotides. RefSeq names its product probable carboxylesterase 2. Gene Ontology annotation, molecular function: hydrolase activity. The record is from RefSeq and is a predicted model, not a curated record. The transcript has a single exon. The coding region runs from base 178 to 1164 and encodes 328 amino acids. Lineage: Eukaryota; Viridiplantae; Streptophyta; Magnoliopsida; Lamiales; Oleaceae.